AUGGUUCCUAGUGACGAUUCCUUUAUUAGCGACGAAGAAGAAGAAUUUUGCCCGUUAUGUGUGGAGGAAAUGGAUAUCUCAGAUAAAAAUUUCAAACCAUGCCCUUGCGGGUACCAAAUCUGUCAAUUUUGUUACAACAACAUUAGACAAAAUCCAGAAUUGAAUGGUAGAUGUCCGGGCUGUAGAAGACUAUAUGACGAUGAUAGUGUCGAAUACAAGACAAUCAGUUCAGACGAAUAUAGGACGCAACAAUUAAAGAGAGAAAAACGUGAAAGAGAAAAGAAGCAAAGAGAAAAGGAGAAGAAGGAAACGGAAAUGGCUAACAAGAAGCACUUGGCAGGAUUGAGAGUGGUACAGAAAAACUUGGUAUAUGUGACAGGUUUGAAUCCGCCAUGUAGUCCUGAUGACUUGCAUUCGGUCUUAAGAUCUGACAAAUACUUCGGCCAAUAUGGUAAGAUUCUGAAGAUUGUUAUCAACAAAAAGACUCCUAAUCCACAGAGUACCCACCACCAUCACCAAAAUCCUGGUUUAGUUGUAUACGUAACGUUUGCCAAAAAAGAGGACGCGUUAAAGUGUAUUAAUGAGUUAGAUGGUUCGUUGUGUGAUGGUAGAGUUUUAAGAGCAGCACAUGGUACAACCAAAUAUUGCUCCUCUUACUUGCGUGGUCAUCCUUGUCCAAAUCCAAAUUGUAUGUUUUUGCAUGAACCUGGUGAAGAAGCCGAUUCUUACACUAGAAAGGACUUGUCUACUCAGCAAGGUAUUAAGAUGGGUAUGAUGGGCUUAUCUGGUUCAAGAGUUGGAAGCAAUACUAAUAUUAGCUCUGGAUUUAAUAAUCAAAACACGUCAAGUAAUAACUCUCAACAUUCUAAUAGUGCAGAAGAAGAUAACGAAGUUUCUGAGGAUGAUAGCGAUCAUCACACAUCUAGUCCUAACCCAAUGCCAAACUCUGCUUCUUCUUCAAAUGGAGCUGUUUUACCUGCUACUGCUCAUUGGGCUAAGGGCCUGAGCUCGGCAAGUGGCUCGCCUUCUGUUAAUAGUACUGCAUUAGCUAAUGCAGCUGCUUUCCCAACUUUAGGUGAAAUUUUCCGUGAUCAGAAACAGCAACAAAGGAAAGAAAGUAAGGUUAGUAAGGGUAAAGUCGGUAGGUCUUCGAAAGAUAGUAGCAUUUUACUUCCUGACGAUAUUGAUAUCGACAAUGAUUCAGCUAUUCAUUUUAUGGAAGAGACGUCGGAGAUGUUGAGAAACUUAUCUGAAAGACGAGAGAAAUUACAAGUUCAUUUCAAGAAGCUAACAGAAAAUGCUGACAAUAAAGUGUUGCCUUUAUUCGCUUUUAAUAAAAAUACAAAAUUGUCUAAUAACAGUAAUCUUGAAGAGGAAAAGUUGAUCGCUCGUCAAGUUAUUGAAAGAUUUAUCUUAAGGCCUAUCAAAAAUUAUCACUUGGCGUACCAAAAUCACCCAAUUACACAACAACAAACAUUACUUCAACAACAAGCACAAUUGCAGCAACAACGUCAACAAACCCCUAGUAUACAAGCUGCGCAAAUACAGCAAUUACAGAUAGAACAACAAAAAAGAUUAUUGGAUCAACAACAAUCCCAACAAAAUGGAAAUGGUACACCUGUGUCGACUAAUGCUUCUUUGCAGCAACAACAACAAUUAUUAUUGUUACAGCAGUUACAGCAGCAACAGCAACAGCAACAGCAGCAACAACAACAAACUCCAUCUCAAGCUCAAGCUCAAAUUAAUAUGGUGAGAGCUCGUGAACGUUCAGCUAACACUUCUACACCACCACCGCCAGGGUUAUUCGCUGGUGCUAAUGGUUCCAAGGGAACUCCCAACCCACCUCAAAUACCAGCACAACAUCAGCAACAGUCACAAGGACAACAGUAUUCACAACAAUCAGCUGCUGGAAAUCAGUCUUCAAGCUCACAAUUGUUAACACAAUUGAUGAGUGGUAAAAGAUAA
Molecule: messenger RNA, 1965 nt
Organism: Debaryomyces fabryi
Lineage: Eukaryota; Fungi; Ascomycota; Pichiomycetes; Serinales; Debaryomycetaceae
Gene: NOT4
Product: CCR4-NOT core ubiquitin-protein ligase subunit
Exons: 1
Coding region: 1-1965 (654 amino acids)
Biological process (GO): protein ubiquitination
Cellular component (GO): CCR4-NOT complex
Molecular function (GO): ubiquitin-protein transferase activity; metal ion binding; RNA binding
Source: RefSeq, a predicted model, not a curated record